AAUUUUCUAAUUAUUAUUGAAAUUAAAAAAAAGGCUCAUGCUUUGUUAAUUCAUUUUAAAUAGCAGACUUCGAACUAAACAUUGCUUUAAGUACCAGAGCAAAAUUGAGAAAAAUGGGCUGCAAGCCAUCAGAUAAGCCGAAGGCAAAGUAUAGAAAGGGAUUGUGGUCACCGGAAGAAGACUUAAGGCUUCGAAACUACAUCCUCAAAAACGGCCAUGGCUGCUGGAGCUCCGUCCCCAUAAACACCGGUUUGCAAAGGAAUGGAAAAAGCUGCAGAUUAAGGUGGAUAAAUUAUUUAAGGCCGGGGUUAAAGAGAGGGACAUUUUGCAAACAAGAGGAGGAGACAAUCUUGACCCUUCAUCGUAUGUUAGGCAACAAGUGGUCUCAAAUCGCACAGCAUUUGCCUGGAAGGACAGACAAUGAGAUAAAAAACUACUGGCAUUCAUAUUUGAAGAAGAAAGUGGCCAAAGCAGAGGAAAUGGAAGGUCAAACCAAAUCCCAGUACACAAGUACUUCAAGCUCAGAAAUCUUAGAGUGUUCACCAUCUCCCCAAAAGCCCACAACAUGUUUUAAUUCGAGUCACGAAUCAGUGCAAAAAUCACCGCCAUUAGUUUCACAGCUCGAUGACUUGUCCAAAGAUCAGAGCUGUCAAAGAAGCCCUUUACCAAAGAUUUUGUUUGCUGAGUGGCUCUCCUUAGACCAGGUUCAUGGUGGGAGCUUUGCCAACAACAUCGGUGAUCCCUGGGUUUUGAAGGAAGGAUUUGAUCAUAGUACAACUUCAAAUAAUCUGCAAGCAGAUCAUGAUCUAGGACAUGGUUUUGUGUUGAACGAUGAGGGAAUAUUUGGCAGUGGUUUUCAUCAUGGGAUAAGCCAUCAUCAUGGUUUGGGUUUGGAGAUGAUCAAUUCGCAGUUUAAGUUCGAGGAACAGAUUUCAGGACCAGGGUUUGUUGAUUUUGUAUCAGGGGGUGAUUUGUACAGUGAUUUCAACUUGCAGAAUGAUGCAAUGUAUUUUUAUAAAUAAAAAAAAAAGGUCGUACCCAGUGCACAAGGCUCCCGCUUUACGCAGGGUCUGGGAGAAUGUACAUAAUUUGAUUAUUUUCUUCCUCUAAACUGGUAUAUCUUGGCAACAAAAA
Molecule: messenger RNA, 1134 nt
Organism: Malus domestica (apple)
Lineage: Eukaryota; Viridiplantae; Streptophyta; Magnoliopsida; Rosales; Rosaceae
Source: RefSeq, a predicted model, not a curated record